AUGGAUUUCGAGCUUAGAUCGGCGAGGGAGAAGCUCGAUAGAGAGCAGAGAGAGAGGAAAGAGAGAGCGAGACUUAAGCUCGAGCGUGAGAAGAAAGCCAAAGAGGCUGCGAUUCGGCAACGCGAAGCCAUUGAAGCUUCUCAGAGAGCCCGACGACUUGACGCCAUCGAAGCCCAGAUUAAGGCUGAUGAACAUAUGCAAGAGAGUCUGAUUGCUGGAGGAGGAAUAGUGUUUGAACGAGUCUUCCAAGCUGUUCCUUUCCAAGGAAAUGGAGAUAAGAUAAAACUCCCACCAUCGUGCUUCACAGAGCUAUCUGAUCAAGGAGCUUUCGAUAAAGGUCCUUUGUACUUUGAGCUCUCUGUAGCUGACCACACUGAUAACAAGAAGACAACACACUCUGGCGUUCUUGAGUUCACCGCUGAAGAUGGCACUGUUGGUCUUCCUCCACACGUUUGGAGCAACUUAUUCUCAACGCAUGAUCCAACAGAUGUUCCUUUGGUGCAAAUCCGUUAUCUCCGUCUUCCUAAAGGAAGCUACGCAAAGCUUCAGCCGGAUAGUCUCGGUUUCUCGGAUUUGCCUAACCAUAAAGCCAUCUUGGAAACGAUUCUUCGUCAACAUGCUACACUUUCUCUAGACGAUGUUCUCUCUGUGAGUUAUGGGCAGGUCUCUUACAAGCUACAGGUUCUUGAGUUAAAACCUGCCUCGAGCAUUUCGGUUCUGGAGACUGAUAUUGAGGUUGAUAUUGUUAGUCCAGAUAUAGUUUCGGAUCAACCGAAGAAUCAACAUGUGUUGAGGCCGCUUCAGUUUGGGAAAUCCGAAUCCGGAACAGUUGAGGAAGGAAGAUAUGAUUACUAUAAGUUUACGGUUGAUGAGUCUACUGUAGAGAAAGUAAUGGCAGGAAGCGUCAAAGUUAUUGUCAAGAUAGAUGUGGAAAAAGAUGGUGCGGAUACUGAUCUCUACGUGUCAAAACAUCCGGUUCUGUUUCCAUCUUUGAAUCAACAUGAGUGGUCUUCACACGACGUUGGUUCAAAGACGUUGAUCUUGGGAUCAAAGGAGAAGGCUCUGAGCUCAGGGACUUACAGUAUUGGUGUCUACGGCUUCAAAGGAACGGUCAAGUACCAGGUUUCAGUGCUAGUUCAAGAAAGCAGCGAUGGUGCUAAGGUUGGGGAACGGGCUGUGUCGUCUUCAUCAGAUGUCGAUACAGUAGAGUGUAGGAACUGUAAGCAUUCGAUUCCAAGCAGGAGUAUCGCUUUGCACGAGGUGUACUGUAGCAGACACAACGUUGUUUGUAAUCAUCCUGGAUGCGGAAUCGUUCUGAGAGUUGAAGAGGUUAAAAACCAUUUGCACUGUGAGAAAUGUGGGAAAGCAUUGCAGCCAACGGAGAUGGAGAAACAUCUGAAAGUCUUCCAUGAACCACUCGGUUGUGGCUGUGGAAUCGUGCUUGAGAAAGAACAGAUGGUUCAACAUCAAGGAAGAGAUUGUCCUCUUCGUUUAAUCGCUUGCAGGUUCUGUGGAGAUAUGGUGGAAGCUGGUAGCUCUGCAGCUGAUGCUAGAGACAGGAUGAGAGGAAUGUCUGAACAUGAGAGCAAUUGUGGCUCAAGAACUGCACCUUGUGACUCUUGUGGUCGAUCUGUGAUGCUCAAGGAGAUGGACAUUCACCAGAUUGCUGUUCACGGCAAGAGCAGCUAA
Microthlaspi erraticum is the source of this 1689-nucleotide messenger RNA. The record is from the annotation of a GenBank genome assembly. NCBI's taxonomy places the organism in Eukaryota, Viridiplantae, Streptophyta, Magnoliopsida, Brassicales, Brassicaceae.